Molecule: messenger RNA, 3438 nt
Organism: Physcomitrium patens
Lineage: Eukaryota; Viridiplantae; Streptophyta; Bryopsida; Funariales; Funariaceae
Product: bifunctional aspartokinase/homoserine dehydrogenase 1, chloroplastic
Biological process (GO): L-homoserine biosynthetic process; aspartate family amino acid biosynthetic process
Molecular function (GO): homoserine dehydrogenase activity; aspartate kinase activity; NADP binding
Source: RefSeq, a predicted model, not a curated record
CGUCUCGGUUAUCCGAAGGAAGGAAAGUGGAGGGAAUCAAACAAACAAUUGGCGUCUUCGUCGUGGUGGUGGUGGUCUGCCACAGCCAGGCCAGGCCAGGCAUCGCGAGGGAGUGAGUGGCAGAGCCAGUGGGAGUGUGUGUGGGGCUGGCUGGUGCUUACUCAAUUAGAGGAGGUUCACAAUUAGUGCCAUUUCCCUCUGUUGUUCAGGGAUGGCGAUGGCGAUGGCGGUGCCGUUCUCCACCUCGACCUCCACUUCCACGCCGCUGGGCCUGGUGUCCCCGCGGCUGGGUGCUCUCAAGGGAUGGACUGAAUCUUUCGGAGCUUCCAGCUUCGAGUCCUUCAUGCGCUUGACCCGUGCCUCUCCUUGCAAAUUGCAAUGCCAGGGCUCAUACAGGGAAAGAAGCAAGGAGAUUCAAGCAGCAGCUGCUGCAGGUGUUGAUUUACUCACAGUAGGUCAAAAACAGGAACAGGUUUUACCCCGUGGGCCCUCAUGGGCUGUUCACAAAUUUGGUGGGACUUGUGUUGGCAACGUUGAGCGCAUACAAAAUGUGGCAAAAAUAAUUAUUGACGAUCCUUCAGAACGCAAGGUUGCAGUCGUGUCGGCCAUGUCCAAGGUGACCGACAUGAUGUAUGAUCUGAUCCGUAAAGCUCAGGCGCGUGAUGAUUCUUACAAUUCUGAUUUGGAUGUGGUUCAUGCGACGCACAAGGAAACUGCCGUGGCUCUUCUUGAGGAUGGACAUGAUCUCACCAAGUUCCUUGGUAUUUUGGAAUCAGACAUUAACAACCUUCGAGCAAUGCUUCGAGCUAUUUAUAUUGCUGGUCUUGCCACCGAGACUUUUGAAGAUUGGGUUGUCGGACACGGAGAGUUGUGGUCUGCACAGUUGCUUGCUGCCACUGUCCGAAAGGGAGGCCUGCCAUGUGUUUGGAUGGAUGCUAGGGACGUGAUAGUGGUCACGCCUACUGGAAAGUUGCAAGUCGACCCUGUUUAUGAGGCUUCUGCAGAGAAACUUGACAAGUGGUAUUCACGAUACCCGUCUGACACUGUUAUCGUGACUGGGUUCAUUGCCAGUACCACGGACGACAUUCCAACUACAUUAAAACGAGAUGGCAGUGAUUUGUCAGCAGCGAUCAUGGGUUCACUCUUUCAAGCUUCAAGGGUGACCAUUUGGACAGAUGUGGAUGGCGUUUUUAGUGCUGAUCCAAGGAAAGUUAGCGAAGCAGUGAUCCUCAAAUCUUUGUCUUAUCAAGAGGCUUGGGAGAUGUCAUACUUUGGAGCUAACGUGCUUCAUCCCCGGACAACAAUACCUGUAAUGAAGUCCAACAUUCCUGUAACCAUACGCAAUAUUUUCAACGUUUCGGCUAUAGGGACCGAAAUCCGAGGGUUCUCAGAUUCUGAAACUCUUCAAUAUGCAGCAAAGGAUUUUGUCAAGGGAUUUACAACUGUCGACAAUAUCGCUCUUGUGAACGUGGAGGGAACAGGCAUGGCAGGAGUUCCUGGAACAGCAAGUGAUAUUUUCGACGCUGUGAAAGGUGUGGGUGCGAACGUGGUCAUGAUCUCCCAGGCCAGUAGUGAACACUCGGUGUGCUUUGCGGUACCCAUGAAAGAGGUGGAUACUGUUAGUCGAGCAUUGGAGACCAAGUUUAGAAGGGAUCUUGAUUCUGGACGCCUAUCAAAGGUGGAAGUGGUAAAAAACUGUUGUCUACUUGCAGCAGUUGGGCAACGAAUGGCCAGCACUCCCGGUGUUAGUGCGACUCUCUUUACUGCGCUUGCCAAGGCCAACAUCAAUGUGAGAGCAAUUGCACAAGGAUGCUCAGAAUACAAUAUCACAGUGGUGGUGGAUCAGGCUGACUCCAUCAAGGCUCUCAAGGCGGUGCAUUCAAGGUUUUAUCUUUCAAAAAUUCCUAUAGCUGUUGGGCUCGUUGGUCCUGGUCUUAUCGGAAAGACUCUUCUUGACCAAUUUAGAGAUCAGGCGGCGUCAUUAAAGGAGGAUUUUCACAUUGAUUUGCGUGUAAUGGGUAUUAUUGACUCGAACACCAUGUACUUAUGUGAUACAGGUGUCGACUUGGCGAACUGGAGGGAGUUGAUUGAAACCCAAGGAUGUCCAGCAGACAUGUCCAAAUUCACAGCGCAUAUGCAGAAUCACUCCCUACCAAACACUGUGAUCAUAGACUGCACUGCAAGUGUCAAAGUCGCCGAGAAGUAUUAUGACUGGAUGCAGAAACGCAUGCACAUUAUUACUCCAAAUAAAAAAGCCAAUUCAGGUCCGUAUGAACAGUACGCUAAUUUGAAGGAGCUUCAACGUCAAUCAUACACGCAUUAUUUCUAUGAAGCCACUGUUGGAGCAGGGCUGCCAAUUGUCAGCACUCUUCGAGGACUUCUGGAAACUGGUGACAAGAUUGUGAAGGUGGAGGGUAUUUUCAGUGGCACAUUGAGCUACAUAUUCAACAGCUUUGACGGAACGAAAUGUUUCAGUCAGAUUGUUAAAGAGGCAAAAGCUGCUGGCUACACGGAACCUGAUCCUAGGGAUGAUCUCUCUGGCAUGGAUGUUGCCCGUAAGGUCAUUAUCCUAGCUCGGGAAUGUGGAUUGCAGUUGCAGCUGGAUGAUAUAAAAAUCGACAAACUGCUUCCAGAAUCUCUUUCGGCGCUUGAUUCCGUAGACGAGUUCUUGGAGAAACUUCCAAGUUUUGACGCAGAGAUUGAAGCUCAAAGAAAGGAUGCCGAUUCAUCGGGAAUGGUCUUGCGUUUUGUAGGGAUAGUAGAUGUGAAAGCUAACCAGGGAGCCGUAAAACUGGUGAGACUCCCGAAAUCGGAUCCGUUUGCCCAACUUUCUGGAACUGACAACAUCAUCGCCUUCACCUCCAAAAGGUAUUCCAAGGAUCAACGUCUCAUAGUGAGGGGUCCAGGAGCUGGUGCUGAAGUCACUGCCGCUGGUGUGUUCAGUGAUUUGUUGCGGCUUGCUUCUUAUUUGGGUGCUCCUUCAUAGAUUCUCAACGGAAAGAAUCUAAAAUUGCCUUUCUGGGGCUUGUAUUAUCAAAAUCAAGUUCAUCAGGUCAGCUUUUUUGAGGUUACAGAAGUGACCCAGUAAGUUUGUGCAUGUCUGAUUAGUCGAGAAGCAUCAAUACUUAGCACUUCGGAAGGUUGUGCUGCUGUUGCGAUUAUGCAUCGAGUUCAAUUAUGUUGCAAGUGAGGUUAGUCCCUCAUCUAUAUGUUUCUAAUUACUGUUAUUAUUAAAGAUUGGCCUUCAAUGGAGGAUCAAAAUGUGGAUCAGAAUGUGAUCAGGGAUGUGAAACCCAAGCCAGUGUGGUAGAGAAUUCCUGGUGCUGUAUGCUGCGCCCACGGAAUAGGCAUCUAGAAUUUUUUGGAAUUGUAAUGUACCAGUUUGGUAAAAACAAAUACCAGUCCGGCUUUGUAAAACACAUGUAUUCUGUCACCUUA